AUGGAAACUGGAGAACUUGUAAAAAGACUUUCGUUAUUGGAAGACCAAAAAAAUUUGAUAUUAUCCUUAAGUGAAGAAUACGGUCAUAAUUUGGAAGAAGAUAAAGAGGAAACUGACAUCAACGACGACGGCAUAGACUUUGAAGAAGAAGAAAAAAAAAUUAAACUCAAUCCUGUUGAUAUAUUCAAUGCAGAAGACAUGCUGGUGGAAAAACAAAGUUUUACAAAAUCUCCAAUCACCGCCACUUUUCCUGUAAUGUCUACUAAUACAACAACGCCUAAUUUAAAUAAUUGCAAUGAUAAUAAUCCAACGUUUACUUUUGUUCCAGCGCCAUUUCCAGUUCAACAAUUACAAUUUCCUCAACUACAACUGCAAAAUACUACCAAUCCACCAGCAAAACCUAAACGAAAACAAGUUAAAAAUGCAUGUGUUAAUUGUCAAAGGGCUUGUAAAAAAUGUGACGAAGGAAGACCUUGUCAACGUUGUAUUAAAUACGAACUUACAGACACUUGUCAAGAUUCCAUUCGUAAAGAACGUAAAAAGGAACAAAGUAGCCAACCAAAAAAUAUCACCCCAAAAAUCUCAGGGUAUUGUAGACUGUAUGGUCAG
Molecule: messenger RNA, 609 nt
Organism: Entrophospora sp. SA101
Lineage: Eukaryota; Fungi; Glomeromycota; Glomeromycetes; Entrophosporales; Entrophosporaceae
Source: the annotation of a GenBank genome assembly